Cottoperca gobio is the source of this 1083-nucleotide messenger RNA. RefSeq names its product WD repeat domain 18 (gene wdr18). Gene Ontology annotation, biological process: DNA-templated DNA replication; rRNA processing. The record is from RefSeq and is a predicted model, not a curated record. Gene Ontology annotation, cellular component: rixosome complex; nuclear pre-replicative complex. Lineage: Eukaryota; Metazoa; Chordata; Actinopteri; Perciformes; Bovichtidae. Gene Ontology annotation, molecular function: protein binding.
AUGGGUUUUCUCAGGCGGGUAUCCACAGGUAAGCUGCUAUCUGUCCUCAGUCGUCAUUAUCAGGACGUCACCUGUCUGAAGUUCACGGACGACGGCAGCCAUUGUUCUGGAGGAAAAGACAAUCUGGCUCUGGUGUGGAGUCUGUGCAGUGUGAUCCAGCUAGAUAUAAGCCACACCCCCGAGCCGCGUCACGUCCUGUCUCGCCAUUCUCUUCCAAUCACAGACCUGCACUGUGGCCUGAUGGGAGCUCAGGCCAGAGUCGCCACCGCCUCCUUAGACCAGACGGUCAAGGUGUGGGAGUUGUCCUCAGGUGAGCUGCUCCUGUCCGUCCUGUUUGACGUGGAGGUCAUGUCUGUGACCUUUGACCCCUGCGAGUACUUCCUGUUCUGUGGAGGCAGCGAUGGAAACAUUUUCCAGGUUUCUCUGUGCAGCCAGAGUCUCAGUCGGGAAAAAUCCUUUCAGUCAGACAACGAUGGGGACACGGCUUUCAAAGGACACAGGAAUUUGGUGACCUGUCUCUCGGUGUCGAUGGACGGUACCCUGCUCCUCUCCGGGUCACAUGACGAGACGGUUCGACUCUGGGAUGUGCAGAGCAAACAGAGCAUCCGCUGCCUCGCCCACAAAGGUCCGGUGACAAACGCCAUCAUCAUGGCGGCUCCGGCGAACAUGUUCCUGCCCGACAGUCGUCCCGCCGUCCCUCUGCCACGCUUCAGCCGCCACCUGCACACCUCGGAGGGCGGAGAGUCCGGAGAGGUGUGUGUCCGCCCAGGGCUCUACACACAGGAGGAGGAGCAGACGUACCUGCAGAAAGCUGACAGGCUGAACUCUUUGAUGAACGCGGUGACGGACAAGUCGGUGUUUGGUGACGGAGAGAACACGAAGGUUCGAGUCUCCGAACUGGAAGAAGAAGUUCAGACUCUGAAGAAAGUCAACAAAGAUCUUUACGAGUUCUCCAGCCAGCUGCUCACCAAGCCCACAUAGACACACACACAGUGCACACACACAGUGCACACACACAGUACACACACUCAGUACACACACUCAGUACACACACUCGGUACACACACUCAGUACACACACACA